Molecule: messenger RNA, 425 nt
Organism: Funneliformis caledonium
Lineage: Eukaryota; Fungi; Glomeromycota; Glomeromycetes; Glomerales; Glomeraceae
Source: the annotation of a GenBank genome assembly
AUGUCAGAAUACGAAGUCGAUGACGACUAUGAUAGAGAGAUUCAAAAUGAUGAUACAAAUUUAAUGGAUCUGAAUUUAGAUUUCAUACUAAAUUUGUCAGAGAUGAAUUUGAUUCGACCUGAAGAUUUAGACAAAAUUGGCGAAUGCUCCAUUAAAGAUAAAAAUUUAAGAGCCAUUAAACAUCAUUUAUUAACGGAAGGAUUGGUAGAACAACAAUAUGAAAAUAUGAAAAAUCUUCUUAAAGUAACAUCGCAUUCUUUAGCAAUUAUUUUAUUGCCAACUAAAAAAAAUUAUACUAGGGUUUAUGAGAAUUUUGUUAUAACUAGUAGAGAAUUAGAUAGUUAUAUAUCAGUAAUAUCAUACAAGAGUUUCAUUCAACUUUGGAAGAGUCUUACACCACAUGUUAAAUUUAUGACAUCUGUGAU